UUAAACCCUAGGGUUCCCAGUUCUAUCGCUUGUCUUGUGUUCUCUGAGCUGAAGUAAUUGUUUAGGUUUAACAAAUUGUGAGGAUGUAUCUUCAGUUCUACAUAAACGAGAAUGGCGAUAAAGUCUACACCACUAAGAAGGAAUCACCUUCAGGUAUUCCUACUCAAUCUGCUCAUCCAGCCCGGUUUUCCCCUGAUGACAAAUUCUCGAGGCAAAGAGUUCUUUUGAAGAAGCGAUUUGGACUUUUGCCCACUCAGAAGCCGCCUCUCAAGUACUGAAAUUUUAUUUAAGGAGCGUAGAGCGUUGGUGUAUCAUUUGGAGCUAUUUUAAUUUGGAACUUUAUAUUUAAAUGGUAGGGUUUUCAAAUGUUUCAUCUUUCUAUGGUUGUGUAAUGUAGCAGGGAAUAGUUGUAUGUUAAUGUUGGAUCGAUGAUUGAUUGAAAAAUAUAUUAUUAACAAUCAAGUAUGUCAUACUAGCUUAAUAUGUGUGGGUACCUCUGCGUUUUUCAUUCAUG
Messenger RNA from Pistacia vera, 514 nucleotides. Its product is annotated as H/ACA ribonucleoprotein complex subunit 3-like protein. Bases 84 to 278 code for a protein of 64 amino acids. Gene Ontology annotation, biological process: rRNA pseudouridine synthesis; ribosome biogenesis; snRNA pseudouridine synthesis. NCBI's taxonomy places the organism in Eukaryota, Viridiplantae, Streptophyta, Magnoliopsida, Sapindales, Anacardiaceae. The transcript has 3 exons. Gene Ontology annotation, cellular component: box H/ACA telomerase RNP complex; box H/ACA snoRNP complex. The record is from RefSeq and is a predicted model, not a curated record. Gene Ontology annotation, molecular function: box H/ACA snoRNA binding; telomerase RNA binding.